GCGCGGCGCUCUCGCCGCUGAUUGGCCGCUCAGGUCGCUGAGUGAACGCCCUGCAGAUUAUGUCAGAUUGCGUGCAGAAACCAAACCAGCCCAGCCUUUGAACUUCACCGCUUUUGGCUCGUAUUCACGCUCUUCCGCUCAUUUCCACGCAGCAGCCAGGUGCUCCACGACAAACCUCAGCGAGGGAGAUAUACAGAGAGAAAGAGAGAAAGAGAGAGAGAGAGAGAGAGGGGCAGAGAGCGAGCGCGAGGGAGAGUUUGUGCGUGUGUGUGUGUGUGACAGGAGGGAGGAAAAAGAAAAUAAUAAUAACACUCAACACUUUUACGACUCGUGCAAACUGGCUGCGGAACAUCGCUUUCACCUUUGUGGAUUUUGUGCGUCCUGCGUGUGUUUUUGUCUCACGCUGACUUGUAACUGGACUUACAAGCGCGCAUCAGCGUUUCAACUCUGGGAAAUCACAAGUGGAUGAUUUAUUAUUUCUGUUAUUUCUAUUUUGUUUUUAUUUUUUUGCUCCACUUAGACUGUGAAGAUCCCAGACACGGGGCAUGACUGGUUUCUGGCACCUGGACAGGUGAACAUAUAUAUAUAUAUAUAUUUAUAUAUAUAUGUAUAUAUAUAUAUAUAUGUAUAGUUUUCCUUGCUGCUGCAGAUAAGAACUUUUUUAUUGUUGGAAAAAAUAAGACAACAGCAAAGAAACAAACAAACAAACAUUGGCGGAUAAGAGUUUGAUUUGUGAAGAUGUCAAAGCCUGUUGAUCACAUCAAGAGACCCAUGAACGCAUUCAUGGUGUGGUCCCGGGGCCAGAGGAGGAAAAUGGCUCAGGAGAAUCCAAAAAUGCACAACUCCGAGAUCAGCAAGAGACUGGGCGCAGAGUGGAAGCUGCUCUCCGAGUCCGAGAAGAGACCGUACAUCGACGAGGCCAAGCGACUGCGCGCUCAGCACAUGAAGGACCAUCCCGACUACAAGUACCGACCCAGGCGCAAACCUAAGAACCUGCUCAAGAAGGACAGGUACGUUUUCCCGCUGCCUUACCUCGGUGACACGGACCACCUGAAGGGGCUGCCAGUGUCCGCCGCGGACUCCCUGCUGGGCUCCGCGGACAAGGCGCGCGCCUUCCUGCCGCCCACCUCAGCCCCGUACUCCUUCCUGGACCCGAGUCAUUUCAGCUCCAGCGCCAUCCAGAAGAUGACGGAGAUGCCGCACGCGUUGAGCACCAGCACUUUACCGUACGCGUCCUCGUUGGGAUACCAGAACGGCGCGUUUGGCACGCUUGGGUGCCCGAGUCAGCACACCCAUACCCACCCGUCGCCCACGAACCCCGGCUACGUCGUGCCGUGCAACUGCACGGCCUGGUCGGCGUCAAGUUUACAGCCGCCGGUGGCCUACAUACUGUUUCCAGGUAUGACCAAGACUGGGAUUGACCCAUAUUCAUCCGCACACGCCACUGCCAUGUAACCUUUAAGACUGUCGUCUUUUUAAUUCCACUUGAAAACUGAAAAUGCAUGUAAAUAUAAACAGUUAAGAGGCAUGAACACUUACAAACUGCCUUGGACAAAAAAAAAAGAAAAUAAAAAAGGAAGAUUUUUUUCCCCCCUGAAAUCCAACAAGUUCCUGAGACUCUGGAUGUUUGUGCGUUUAAAAAAAGGAAGUUGAACUGUAAUAAAAUGUAAAUGUUAUAACAUUUUAUGGCAAACAGAAAAAUGGGGAGGCCUUGAACUUUAUUUAUUGUGUACAUUUCAACACUGAUAGGCUGAGUUAAAAAAAAAAAAAUGUGUCCAUGAUCAGAAGUAUAUAGGCUUUUAUUUUGAAAAGGAAAAUUGGCUUGCAAAAUUAAUAGCAUCUUUAUUUCCCGUAAAGGCCACGCAGUAUAUGAGUAUUCCACAUUUUCCGAUGUUCUGGAUUAUAUUAGGUCAAAAUCAGAUGGAUUACAUACGGGUUAUGUUGUUUAUUUUUAUCAAAUAGCAGCGGCACACACGAAUAUUUAACAUGGCACGAGACAAACCAUCCCAAAUGUUUCAUUCUUGCUUUUUUUAUUCUGUGGUUCAGUGCUGAUAUAGUCACAUGCGUCAUUUAAUUUUAAUUUUAUUUUUUAUUUAAAUUAAAAUUUAUUUUAUGUUGUUUUUUGGAGGAUAACUUCUAUUUGAACUAAGGAGUUGUAUAUGUGUAUUUUCUAUCUAAGAUUGGUAAUUUAAAAAAAGAGAAAAAAACAAGCUGUCAUGUUUGGAAAUGAUAAUGUAUCGAGAAGGUGAUUUUACCUCCUGAUCUUUGUUCACACUGGUGAGCGGAGACGUUUCCAAUAAAGACAAUCUGUCUUCAACCAUA
Molecule: messenger RNA, 2322 nt
Organism: Solea solea (common sole)
Lineage: Eukaryota; Metazoa; Chordata; Actinopteri; Pleuronectiformes; Soleidae
Gene: sox14
Product: SRY-box transcription factor 14
Exons: 1
Coding region: 739-1455 (238 amino acids)
Biological process (GO): anatomical structure morphogenesis; cell differentiation; regulation of DNA-templated transcription
Molecular function (GO): RNA polymerase II cis-regulatory region sequence-specific DNA binding; DNA-binding transcription factor activity, RNA polymerase II-specific
Source: RefSeq, a predicted model, not a curated record